This is a messenger RNA of Linum tenue, 252 nucleotides long. The record is from the annotation of a GenBank genome assembly. Lineage: Eukaryota; Viridiplantae; Streptophyta; Magnoliopsida; Malpighiales; Linaceae.
AUGGCAGCAACAGUAGUGGAGACAUGGGUGAACGAGCUAGCCAAGCUCAAGGCAAAGGUGGUUCGCCCCAAGAACAACAAGUUGUCAUCAUCAUCUGGACAAGACGAUGCUGCAGCAGAUCAAGGAACAGAGAAGCAGGUGAUGAAAAAAGGCUCGAACGUGGUGAUGGUUCAUCGGUCUGAGUCGGACAUCUGCAGUACGAUGUCCGAGGAUACUGUUCGCUUGAUCAUGGACCGCUUUGUGCCCUGGUGA